Messenger RNA from Scheffersomyces coipomensis, 1761 nucleotides. Its product is annotated as 3-oxoacid CoA-transferase. The transcript has a single exon. The record is from RefSeq and is a predicted model, not a curated record. Gene Ontology annotation, molecular function: succinyl-CoA:3-oxo-acid CoA-transferase activity. Bases 193 to 1686 code for a protein of 497 amino acids. NCBI's taxonomy places the organism in Eukaryota, Fungi, Ascomycota, Pichiomycetes, Serinales, Debaryomycetaceae. Gene Ontology annotation, biological process: ketone body catabolic process.
UUUGGGUUUCUACCGGUUUUUCAGGCGCGCUUACUUUAGACACAAUUCUGUUGGUUAAGAGAGGUACUGCGAAAAGCAUUUUCCAUUAUUAUCCGUUAUAUUCUAAUUAUCAAACCACUACUAAAGAUAUAUAUAUAGUUCCAUGGUUACGAUGUAAAGAGGAGUAAUGAUUAAAACGUAAAUCAGACCACCAUGUUAUUAAAUAAAUCAUUAAGUUUGUGGAGAAGCUGUAUCAGACACAAGUCAAAAGUCGCAAAGUCUGUGGAUGAAGCUUUGGAAGGUGUUAGUGGGAAUAUCACUUUGUUAUCUGGAGGGUUUGGACUCAGUGGUGUACCUGAUACUAUCAUCAAUGCCAUCAAAGAGAAGCCUGAUAUCAAUAAUAUAACCGCUGUUUCAAAUAAUGCUGGUUUAGAUGGUAGAGGUUUAUCCCAAUUGUUGGUGACUGGUCAAAUCACAAAAAUGAUUUCAUCAUAUAUCGGGGGAAAUAGAACAUUUGAAAAGAUGUAUUUAACUGGUCAAAUUGAUUUGGAAUUGACUCCACAAGGUAAUCUUGCUGAAAGAGUACGAGCUGGUGCUGCUGGAAUUCCAGCAUUUUAUACACCUACCGGUGUUGGAACUUGGUUAGAAGAAGGAAAAUUGCCAGUUAGAUAUAAUGAAACUGGGGACGAAGUAUUGAAAUCAAGUACUCCUAGAGAAGUAAGGGAAUUCAAUGGUAAAAAAUACUUAUUGGAACCUGCUAUUUUUGGAGAUGUUGCUAUCAUUAAAGCAUACAAAGCAGAUACUCUUGGUAAUUGUUGGUUUAGAGGUGCAUCAAGAAACUUCAAUUCAGCUUUUGGUCGUAAUGCCAAAUUAACUAUUGUGGAGGCUGAACAUAUUGUUCAACCAGGAGAAAUCAAGCCUGAAGAUGUUCACUUACCAUCACUUUACGUUCACAGAAUAGUUCAAUCAGUUACCCCUAAGGAUAUUGAAAUUUUCAAAUUUUCUGAAGAUGAAAGUGCCACAAAUGCUGCAGAACCUUCAGAAGCUGAAAUUAAACGUGAAAGAAUCGUUAGAAGAGCAGCUCAAGAAUUCAAAGAUGGAGAUAUUGCUAACUUAGGAAUUGGUAUUCCAACAUUAAUUCCAAAUUAUAUUUCUCCUGAAAUAGAUGUUACAUUACAAUCUGAAAAUGGUAUCUUAGGUUUAGGUGCUUACCCUAAACGUGGUGAAGAAGAUGCCGAUUUAAUUAAUGCCGGUAAAGAAACUGUCACUCUUAAACCAGGAUCUUCAUUGUUUGGAUCCGAAGAAUCAUUUGCUAUGAUUCGUGGAGGUAAAAUUGAUUUGACUAUUUUAGGUGGUUUACAAGUUUCCAACAAAGGGGAUCUUGCCAAUUGGGGAUUACCAGGUAGAGUCAAAGGAAUGGGUGGAGCUAUGGAUCUUGUAAGCAAUCCAAAAUCUACCAGAGUUGUUGUCAUUAUGGAACACGUUGAUAAAAAGGGUAGAUCAAAAAUUUUAGAAGAAUGUAAGUUUCCUCUUACUGGUCAACGUUGUGUUUCAAGAAUCAUUACUGAUUUAGCUGUGUUUGACAUUGUCGAUGAAAAACUUAUUUUAAUCGAAUACGAUGCUUCCACUACUUUAGAAGAAAUUACUGAAAAGACUGAAGCAAAGUUUGAAGUUUCUCCUCAGUUGAAAGCCAUCUCAUUUGAUUAGGUUAUAUCAGAAUUUAUUUAGUAUUUAGUAAUACACAAGUUAUGAAUUUAAUUAAUUUCAAGUAGUUUUUACAAA